GUCAAGAUCAUACGGAUUUAGUAAUCGAGAAUAACUUCGACUACAACGAUUAAAGCACAGAAAAAAUUGUGUACUAUUCGAAAAAAGGUGUUUAAAAUGUUAUCCACCUUAGUUAAGGAACACCAAGCCAAACAAACUGCUCGAAAGGAAGCGCAGGAGCAGAAAAGAAGAGAAGCUGUUGCUGCGGCAACCAAUUUGACAGAGGCUUUAGUUGACCACCUAAACGUAGGUGUUGCUCAAGCAUAUCUAAAUCAGAAGCGUUUGGAUGCUGAAGCAAAGCAGCUUCAUCACAGUGCCACUAAUUUUGCUAAACAAACACAACAGUGGGUGAGCCUAGUAGAGAGCUUUAGUAGUGCUCUGAAGGAAAUAGGAGAUGCAGAAAAUUGGGCAAGAAGCAUUGAAACUGACAUGAGAACCAUUACAAGUGCUUUGGAAUAUACAUAUAAAGUCUCCCAGGAGUCCUCGUAGAAGACGGAAGUAUUCCACUACAUUCAAAAUUGUAAAUAAUUUGUCUAUGUGUAAUAGUUUGUGUCAUUACAUAUUACAUGUAUACUAAUAAAAACUGCAUUGUAAAUAUGAGAUUUGCUGAAGUACUACUGGAGAUACUCAUUUUAAAAAAUAUACAUUCCACAAUUUAUGUUCUGUUUAAAAAAGCAGUCUGCAAAACUAGCUAAAAUUAAUCAAUUUCUUUGCUGUAUCAAAAACACAGUUUUCAAUUUCUUGUAGCAUACUGACUUGCUUUUUUUUAUGCUCUGGCUGUGUGUUGUGGACUUAAGUCCAAUAAACUGAUAUGCAAACAUGACACAUUUACUUUUCUAAGUGCAACGUAAUCUGAAAGCAUCUUCCUGUACAUCUUACAUUUAUUUGGCAUAAAUAAAUAAGAACAUGCUUUCUUAUAAGUAAUCUUUCACUAUGUUAAGAUUUGUAGAAUCAGGGAAAAACACAAUGUUAAAUGCUUACUAUACUGUCAGUAAAUCAAGGCUUACCUUACUACUCUAUGCAGCUGUGCAUCAUUCAAAAUAAAACAGUUAAAAUAUUUUAUGGGCAUUUGCAUGUUGUAGUCCAGUAAGAAAAGGCUGGGCCUUUCAUUUUGCUUGCCUGGAGAAUUUCAGAGAUGUGCUUCAAAAAUUUGCUUAUUUUCAAAUGUUGAUCCUUAGGUGACCUUUCUACUCAAAAAAGGCAGAAACAAAAAUCAUGUAAAAUGAUCAGUUCAUCAUUGUUUGAACUGUGACUCAACUGUUGUUACUGGGUCUUGUUGCUACCAUAGUAGAUAUUAAUUGCUAAAGAAGAAGCUAAUGUAAGGAAAUAACAGUUAACAUGAACUGAGACAAGAAGGCAAAAAAUGAAACUGUUAUACCCCAGCAAAUUUUUCUAUACUUUCUCCUGUUUGUGUGAUUGUAUAAAGCGUAAUUUUAAUUUUUAGAUCUCUUCUGACAUUAAAAAUGUUGUUAUGGAAAUGAAUCCAGAACUAGAAUAUAUUUCUAGGCUUUUGCAA
This is a messenger RNA of Schistocerca cancellata (South American locust), 1495 nucleotides long. It is a transcript of the gene Blos1, whose product is annotated as biogenesis of lysosome-related organelles complex 1 subunit 1. The record is from RefSeq and is a predicted model, not a curated record. The coding region runs from base 97 to 468 and encodes 123 amino acids. The transcript has 4 exons. Gene Ontology annotation, cellular component: BLOC-1 complex. Gene Ontology annotation, biological process: endosomal transport. Lineage: Eukaryota; Metazoa; Arthropoda; Insecta; Orthoptera; Acrididae.